AGAUUUUUGCUCAUGGGUGUGUGAGAAUGGCAGGGAACUGACAGCAAUAUAAUAGCCAGGAUUUGCCUGCCCCAAUAGUCCCUGUAAACAAAACACUAAAAACUUAGGAUGGUUCAGUGAAGUUUUCAAUCAGUGAUGCCUCACUUUGGGCCUGUUCAUUCUUGGUCACCAAAAACGGUUUCUAAAUGGAUUUUAGGGUUGCACCCCUUGGCUAGACAGCAUGCUGGAAUACUCUCCCAACACCAUGUUACUGGGCAAGAUCUUCUCACUCUCACAUGGGCCGCUCUUGAUGGCAUGAAGAUCGCGGGUAUGUACGACCAAGAAGCUCUCCUCUCAGCAGUUUCAAUCCUACGUGAUGUUGACCGAUCAAACAAGAACUACCUUCUCUACCCGCUAGCAGACAGAACUCUCUCAAGCGCCUUGGAAGCGUUAGAUCACAUUUCUUACCUCAAAAUGGAAAAGAGAGAUCUGGAGAGAAAGCAGGAGCUGUACAUGAGCUGUAUAAACUGUGGCAAUCUGACUAGAACUAUUCUCCUUCAUAUGGACAAGUAUCACAUUGUGUACGGAGAGAAGAGUAAGAUGGCACACCAGCUCCUCUGUAGUCUGUACACAGUAACUCAAGCAGCUCAACAACUCAGACUGGGCCUCAAAGCUGCUGGAAUCAACAUGCCUGACAUCCCACAGGAAUUACCAUACAACGUGAAGGCCAACAAUUUCCCAGCCUGCCUACAAGCAUCAUUAGAGGCGCUGGUGGAGAACACUGGUUACAUGAGGGAGCAGUGUCAGCUGGUGAGAAGUAGAGGGUGUCCUUCUUUUGAGAGGAUUACUCUGCAGCCUGAUGGGGAUACUGGAUGGGGGUUUUCGUUUCGGGAGACUUCCACUGGAAUCUACAUCGUCAAAAGAAUCCUCGCAAAUACUCCAGCAGACAAAAGUGGUCGCAUAAAAAGUGGCGACGAAGUUAUAGAAGUGAACGAUCAAAACAUCGUCGGUUGGAAAAUAAAGAACGUGGUAGAACUGAUCAGAUCAUAUCCUGUUGGACUAGUUAUGGUGGUCAGACACUACCCCGACACAUCACCACCACCCUCCGCAAGCAUUACAACCCCUCGUCACCACUCCCUCCCCCAAACUUCCCUCACUCAAACUCCCCUCACUCCCCGGAACCUAUCCCGGCAUCAGCAUGUGUCAGGCACUAUGUCGGAGCCCCCAUGUCCCAAUGAUGCCUCUCUGAUGGAGCCCCAGUGCCCCAUUGAUACCCCCAAGAAACCCCCUCGCCCCCUGGACUCUGUGUUGAGGGAGCGGUGUAAGAGUAACAACGAGCUGGACAUGCACUUCAAGACGGUCCACAAUCCUAAGAGAUUAUCUCAGAUUUACGGGGAUAGCAACUUGUUUUUAAGUUUUGAGGAUAUGACAGAGGAAGGAAUAAUAGCCACAGAGUUCCACUCUGCACCACCUCACCGAGGGAAACGCUCCAACCCUAGAUCUCCAGCAUAUCACAGACGCAAUAACUCUAACCCCCUGGACAAAUACAACAUUGUUUCUAAUAGGGACUGGUUAGACCACGUGAAGCAGAGAGGAGAGCGAAGUAAGAACCUGAGUCAGUACAGGUACGGCACCGGACCUCGCGUUAGAACAACCAAGCCUCUUGACUUCCUCAACAUGAGUAUGCCAGAUAUCGCAGUUUCAACUGAAAAUGUCCAGAAAGUGGACAAGUCAACGGAGUAUGACGAGCACAUGGACGCUACUAUGACGUCACCACGUAACCACGUGACGUUACCUAGCAACCACGUGACACCACCACGUAGCCGCAGCAUGAACUCACCACGCACAUUAUCCUUGUACCGAGAAGAAGAUAGCAACAAGUUAUCUGAUGAGGAUAACAACAAGAGUGAUGAUAACGACAGUAUCGCCACCACUCCCUCCACCAUUUCUAACUGCACCAGUGCCAGUAUCAUGACAACAGACUCUACAUACUCCGGGACGAGUAAGACUCUCCCCCGUCCCAGAAAGAGUAAGAUGGUCCUAGACGAAGAUGUUGGUGAAUUCAAGAAUUACCCGGUCUCUAAAGAGCAAAACUAUACUACCGUCGUUAUUGGAGGAGUAGUGCACAAGAUCCCAGUAGCAACAGCUGCCGCUCCCAGCUCAGAAGAGGAUAAUGUUAAAUGUAACACCUUGAAGAGUAGGAAGAGGCAGAACAAGAGAUCCUCCUGGUCCAUCAGCAGUGACAAAGCCGCUACGCUGCCCAAGAAUAUCCGAUUCUCGCUCGCAGAUCUUGACGAAAAUGGAACCUUGAAAAAGAAGAAGAACAAGAAACCUUCUCGUUCUACCUCGUCUAUUCUAGGUGACACCAACGUAUCCUGCAAGUCUCUCUACCCUAACGCCUGCGAGGGAUGGUUACUGAAACUAGGUGGAAGUGGCCUGACUCCCAGGAACUGGAGGAGGAGGUGGUUCGUCCUGAAGGGGUUCUGUCUCUACUACUUCAAGACACCUCAAGACAGCACUGCUCUAGGCGUCAUCACUCUUCCCAGCUUCAACAUUGCAACUGCUGCUGAAAUCAAGAAGAAAAACGCGUUCAAAGCUUCCCACAAGAACACGAGAACGUACUUCUUCAUAGCGGACAGUGAGGAUGAUAAACAGAGGUGGAUGGACAAGAUGUUGCUAGCGAGUAUCCUGUACGAUGAGAGUGAUAAAGAGAGCGGCUACGGUACCGCUGGAACUGGAGCCAGCCCUGUCGCUACUGAACUUUGUUCAAUGACGAUUGAGCAAAGCAUAAUUUCGCCGUGCGCUUCUCUACAGUCAAUCAGUUCGACAACUGUGGUGUGACCUCACGUCAGGACAUGUGACGUCACGUCAUUUCUCACGCGCUAGAACGUUGCCGCGCAACAGCCAACGCUUCAUUGUAAGAUCACGCCAACUACAUCAACUCGAGACUACUGAAGACUGAGAUUAUAUUAAUCCGUCUGUAAAGUAAGAUAAGAUCAUGUUUGCGAGGCAGCUUGAUUGAAAUAACGACGCAGAUUUAUUGUUCUGUCUUGGAACAUUCGCAAUUAUUGUAAACAAUUAUAUCAAGUUACUGUUAAAUGGUAUUGAAAAUGAAAAACAUUUCAUUACCGUAUUUGAAAUAUGCUGCUAAUCUUAUUCACAAAGAACCAGUCUUAUAAGACUGUUAGAAUGCAGCUACCCGGUUUUAUGAACAUAGAUUAAAUUGAGUGAGUAGAAUAAAUAAGUUUUAAGAUCUUAUCAAUGAGGUUCCCAUGAUAUUUUGAAACAUACAUGUUUUAGAACAUCGAGAGUAAGGCGUAUUUUUAUUUGACAUUGCCAUUUCUAUCGUAAAUUUUGUAACUAGUAAUAGUAUAGUUUUUUGCUUGAGUGUUUGGAAAGUCAAGUUAAGUUUAUUCUAGAGUGACUUUUUCACAAGCACUUUUCAUUGUUUGAACUCGUUGAAGGAAAUAUAAUAUUACUAUUGCUUAAGCAUAGCACCAACUUCGCUACUUUUCGCGAAGACUUCCUUUAGUGUAAUAACUAAAGUUUGAAAUUGAGGGACCUACUGAUUUGAGAUCUCUAUUUUAUCGCGUUUCUGAGAUUUCCAUCUGGUCGUCUGCUGUUAGUGUUAAGAUCAUGUGCUGAGGCCGUGAGGGCACAUUGAUGUUAUUGUUUAUGUUAUUGUUGUUUAAAUACAGUUUAAUGAUAUUGCCACCAAAU
Messenger RNA from Bolinopsis microptera, 3699 nucleotides. RefSeq names its product connector enhancer of kinase suppressor of ras 2-like. Gene Ontology annotation, molecular function: protein binding. The record is from RefSeq and is a predicted model, not a curated record. The coding region runs from base 136 to 2820 and encodes 894 amino acids. Lineage: Eukaryota; Metazoa; Ctenophora; Tentaculata; Lobata; Bolinopsidae. The transcript is spliced from 20 exons.